This is a messenger RNA of Prunus avium (sweet cherry), 477 nucleotides long. RefSeq lists its product as uncharacterized. Gene Ontology annotation, molecular function: nucleic acid binding; RNA-DNA hybrid ribonuclease activity. Lineage: Eukaryota; Viridiplantae; Streptophyta; Magnoliopsida; Rosales; Rosaceae. The record is from RefSeq and is a predicted model, not a curated record.
AUGUUGAGUUUCAUAAGGUUUUAUGACUCCCAUCAUAGGCAGUCUUCUAUGCCAAUUCCUAAUAAAAAGUGGCAAUCUCCCCCUCCUGGUUACUUUAAACUCAACGUUGAUGGUGCACUUAGCUUGAGUUCUGGUUUACGUGGGGUUGGUGUAGUGGUCAGAGAUUCCUAUGGUCAUCUUUGUGGGGCGGUAGGGAUGCGUGCUCAUAGCUUGCCUACUGUGUUGUAUACUCUCAAAAUUGGUAAUUCCUUUGCGGUGGAUGCUUCUCUCACGCCUCUCAUUAUUGAGUUUGACUCUUCGAUCUCCAUUCAUUUGAUCCUUCAGGAAGAUCCCUGUUAUGCGGCAGAAGGGGCUCUCCUCAAAGAUAUUCGCGGGCUCCUCGCCUUGCCCCCUCCUACUCAGCCCGCUUUGUUCCCCGCACAACUAACGGAGUGGCGAAUCGUCUUGCGCGCUUCAGUCUUGGUCAAGAGGCCUUAG